This is a messenger RNA of Drosophila subobscura, 3792 nucleotides long. It is a transcript of the gene E2f1, whose product is annotated as transcription factor E2f1. Bases 719 to 3286 code for a protein of 855 amino acids. Gene Ontology annotation, molecular function: DNA-binding transcription factor activity, RNA polymerase II-specific; protein dimerization activity; RNA polymerase II cis-regulatory region sequence-specific DNA binding. The transcript is spliced from 7 exons. NCBI's taxonomy places the organism in Eukaryota, Metazoa, Arthropoda, Insecta, Diptera, Drosophilidae. The record is from RefSeq and is a predicted model, not a curated record. Gene Ontology annotation, biological process: regulation of transcription by RNA polymerase II. Gene Ontology annotation, cellular component: RNA polymerase II transcription regulator complex.
CUGCUGUAGUUGCUGUUGUUGGUUUGCUGUUGCUUUUUCAAUUCGCCGCUCUGCUCACCUCGCCUCGUCGUCGUCUCUCGCUCGCUCUCUCUUUCUGCCCGCAAGUCUGUAGGCUGCUGUCGUCGUCGCCACCAAAUUGUCAUGGUGUUCGAAGAGGAAGAAGCACAGAGCACAUUGGCUGGGUUAUAAAUUUCGAGUGGCUCUUUCGCUAGGAAAUCUUUGAAUAAACCGCAUCGAAACCAGCUCAACCGAAAGGUAAUUUUAUUAUCUACAAUUUGCGAUCAAAAGCACCUCGCUGGCUCAUCUGGAACUGUGUGAAAAACGUGGCGGAAAAAUCCAUACAAGACGAAAUGGAAAAAAUGUGAUUGCUGCCUUUAAUUAUUAUUUUGGUGUUGAUGUGAAGAAUCCUUAGGUGCUAAUUUAGUUGAUAAGACCAAACGAGAGAGAGCGAGAGAGAUAUAAAGAUAACACACACACACACACAGAGUACAAUACAACUGUUAUCCGCCAAGUACAUUUCCAACUGGGUGGCAACCUUUUUCGUUGGAGCGGGCACCUAAAAGUAUGCAACACAAAAACGCCAGCGACGAUUGCCUUGCUGCCAGGCGCAACUAACGAGAGUAACGGAUAAAGAGGAAGAGCGAGAGAGAGAGAGAGAGAGAGCGCCGACCAAACGGUUAUUGUUUUUACUUCCCCCUGCGGAUAACUCUGCAGCGAAAUGUCCAAAUAUUUCGUGCCUGUUGCCCCAAACAGCAGCAGCAAUGGAAACAACAACAGCAACGGCAACACCACCACACAGCAGAGACAGCAACAACAUCAGCAGCACCACCAACAGCAACAACAACAUUAUGGUGGCUCCGGUGGCACUUAUGUGGCACGAAGACUCAACUACGACAUGCUGGGGGGAGGCAACACCACCACAAACCACAACAACAACAAUAUUGUGAUCAAAAGCGAGAAGCUGGAUCUGGAUUAUGAUCACGGUUUGAGCAGCAGCGACAGCAACAGCAACAGCAAUAGCAACAGCAACAGCGGUGUGGCCCCCCAUCUGAGAGAUCACGUGUACAUCAGUCAGGAUAAGAGCGCAGGAGGAGUAGGAGUCCACACACCCGCAACAGUGGUUAAUGCACAGCAGCAACAGCAGCGUGUUGGUGUCAGUGUGACCAGCAAAUCGAAUGAUAUCACCAAGUACUACAAGGUCAAGCGCCGGCCGCAGCCCGUCACCGACGAGAUCCAUCCCAAGAAGCAAGCGAAGCAGGGCCUUCUGCAUCAGACUGUUGGCUAUCAGAAGCAUGUUGGGGCCAGCAGUACGCCGCAGCCACAGCAGCAGCAACAGCCACAGCAACGCCGACAACAGCAGCAACAGCAACAGCAGCAGCACGAACUCGAGCUAGAUAUAGAGGAUGAUGUGUCGGAGAGGAGCAGCGGCAAGCCGUCGGCUACGCAACAUUCGUUUGUGCUGACAACGCCCCAACAGCAGCUGUCCGCUUCGGUGUCUAGCACCGGCGGUGGCGGCGGAGGCGGAGGCGGCGGCGGCUCAUCGGCCGGCGAUCGCAAUCGGGCCGAUACCUCGUUGGGUAUAUUGACCAAAAAGUUUGUCGAUCUGCUGCAGGAGUCGCCCGACGGCGUUGUCGAUCUGAACGAGGCCUCCACCCGGCUGUGCGUGCAGAAGCGUCGCAUCUACGACAUUACCAACGUGCUCGAGGGCAUCAAUAUAUUGGAGAAAAAGUCCAAAAACAACAUCCAAUGGCGGGGCGGACAGUCGAUGGUCAGCCAGGAGCGCUCCCGUCGCAUCGAGGCCGAGUCCGAGCGUCUGGAGUAUCGCGAGAACGAGCUCAACAUGCGACUCGAUCAGAUGCGGGACGAGCUGGCGAAGAUUUCCAGGGAAGUGGAGGAUGCCGGCGGCAAGGCCUAUGUGACGCAAAAUGAUCUACUGAAUGUGGACAUGUUCAAAGAUCAGAUUGUGAUUGUGAUCAAGGCGCCACCGGAGGCAAAGCUUGUGCUGCCCAACACAAAGUUGCCGCGAGAGAUUUACGUGAAGGCCGAGAACGGGGAGAUCAAUGUGUUCCUCUGCCAUGACAACUCGCCGGAGAACUCGCCCAUAUCCUCGGGCGCUGGUUACUUGGGUACACACCCGGGCGCCGGGUGUGUGCGGACAGCCACAUCGACACGACUGCACCAUCUGACCAGCCAGCGAAUGAACGAUCCGCUCUUCAAUAACAUCGAUGCCAUGAGCACAAGGGGAUUAGAUCCCACACCAUAUCGCUCGGCCCAGCGGAACCUCAGCAAAUCGAUUGAGGCCGCCGCGGCUCAGCAAUCCUCCCAGCCUGAAUAUAAUAACAUUUGUGAUAUUGCGAUGGCCCAGCAGCAGCAGCAGCAACACGAUGAUGACGAUGUGGAUGCCGAGCUGCAACAGCUGGUGCCUACGCUCACCCAUCCGGUGGUGCGCAGCCAACUGUAUGGCCAGCAGCAGCAGCAGCAGCAGCAGCAUAACUCCAUCCAGCAGCUGUUUAGCAGCUUAACCGAAUCCUCUCCCACGCCCACGACAAGACGUCGGGCGGCAGCAGCAGCUGCAAUUGCCGCGGGGCAUCCCACAGCCACAGCAGCAGCAGCAGCAACAACCACAGCAACCACUACGCUUAAUAGUCAUAACAGCAGUUCCCAACCUCCCACAAUAGGCUACGUCAGCAGCAGGAGCAGUCAGCCACCUCCACAACCACAACACCAGCAGCAACAGCAGCAGCAGCAGCACCUCCAUCAUCAGCAACAGCCACAGCCACAGCAACGUCGCAGCGAUGUGCCCAUGUAUAAUUGUGCAAUGGAAGAUGCCGCCGACGCCACAAGAGAAAAAGCAGCCGCAACAAGAGGCAAUGCAGCGACAACGUCAUCAUCGUCUGCCUCCUCGGCAAUGGGCUCGCUGCAUAUGCAGUUUGCGGCAGUCGCUGGUAACAACGAGGUCUGCGACAGUGGCAAUGGCAGCAGUUAUGGCAACCUGUCCGGCGCUGGCGCCAGUGCGGAUCACCAUCAUCAGCAAUACAGCCAAAAUCGCCAUAACCUGCCUCUGCCGCCCAGUAUGGGCAAUUGUGAUGCCAGCAGCAACAGCAGCAAUGUAACGCUUCAGAGCCUCGAUGCUUUCUUCAAUGAAAUGGGCCCGGACUACUUCAGCAAUGACAUGGCCUUUGUGUCCAUCAACCCGCCGGACGAUAAUGACUAUCCGUAUGCGCUCAAUGCAAACGAGGGCAUCGAUCGUCUGUUUGACUUUGGUUCCGAACCCUACGAACCCUAAGAGGAGACGCAUCCACACAUACAAAUACAACCACAAACACAAACACACAUAUAUAUACAUAUAUCAGUGAAUGUAUAUACGAAAUUCUGGGAUUCUGGGAUUCUAAGAGAAAGGAGAAAUCAGCAAACUUAAUGAAACUAAGUUGUGUGUAAGGUUUUAAGCGUAAAGUUAUACAUUUAAAUUUAUAAUCCCAAAAGUAAUUUAAGCGAAACAAAAAACAAAAAACAAAUUCUACUCUACGAAAGAAAACUCAGCCUCACACCAGAAAACAACAAAAUAAGCAAACAUUUUAUAAAAACAAACAUUUCAAUUUUAGCCUUAAAAGAAAGCAAAACAAAAAAUAUACAAGGAGGAGAAUCAGGAAUAAGCGGUACAAGCAUAGGCCACACACAAAAGGAAACACACAAAUUAUAUAAGUUCGAAUACUUCCUACUCUCAUCCAGGAACCUAUUUUGGACUAGAACUGUCUGUAAAUUACUAAAAUACACAAAAACACAACAAACAAA